AUGUCUGACAUCUUAGUUAAUAAAGUAUUUUAUAAUAUACAAGAAGUAAAUUAUUUCAUUCUAAUUACUUCAAAGAACUUCAAAGAACGAAAACAGCAAAGCGAUGACCAAAUUAAGGAAUUUUGGAAUGCAAAACCUUACAAGUCAAGCGGUCAUCAAAUUAAGGAAUUUAUGAAUGCAAAACCUUUACCAGCAAACGAUGACCAAAUCAAGGAAUUUAUGAAUGCAAAACCUUACCAGUUAAGCGAUGAUCAAAUCAAGGAAUUCAUGAAUGCAAAACCUUACCAGCAAACGAUGACCAAAUUAAGGAAUUUUUGA
Funneliformis geosporum is the source of this 318-nucleotide messenger RNA. Lineage: Eukaryota; Fungi; Glomeromycota; Glomeromycetes; Glomerales; Glomeraceae. The record is from the annotation of a GenBank genome assembly.